Molecule: messenger RNA, 237 nt
Organism: Anisakis simplex (herring worm)
Lineage: Eukaryota; Metazoa; Nematoda; Chromadorea; Rhabditida; Anisakidae
Source: the annotation of a GenBank genome assembly
AUGGCAAUGGAUUCUUCCUGCCAAGUUGGCGAGUGGACUUGGAUUCGAGCAUUUGGGCAAUUGAUGAAGCUAUGUGACGGUGGAAAUUUACAGGCAAACGGUCUUCAUUCGACAAUCAGGUUCCAUUGGACGGGUAGACGAAUACGAUACAACUCUGAGGAAUCCACGGGUGCUGUCAUGGAGAUGGAGACGUCAUGGGAAUGUCACGGUGCCGUGGAGAUGUCACGGUUGCCAUGA